GAACAGUAUAGGACGGAGUAGUAUCAAAGGAUUCUUGAGCUUUUCACAAGCACCCUCCCUGUCUCUUUCCUCCGCUGAAGCGGCUACUCUGAAUUCUCAUUUGAACCAGCUUCUGAGCUUUCUCUCCUCCAUUGAAGCCUUGGAUUGAAUUAUGAAAAUGGAAUUUUUCUCCGUGGGCCGAGCUCGGCCGCCCCUUUUUCCCUGUCUCAGGGACGGGCGUCCGAGUAGGUGCAAGGCGGCGAUAAAAGCCAACAAAGAUGGCAAAUGGGAGUCUGAACAUCAGUCAAUGCUAUUUCUUGAGGAAACCCAAUUGAAUCGAAGACAGUUAUGUACUGCAGCUUCAUUGGUGGCCAUUUUAACAUUCCAACAGGGUAUGAUAUCAGAACCAGUAAAAGCUGUAGAUAAAGCUGAUGAUAAUCAACAAGAUGAUGGUGUAUUGGGCCCUAUUAAAUCAUUGUUUGAUCCCAAUGAAAAAACAAAGUCAGGCAAAGUGUUGCCAAAAGCCUAUCUAAAGUCAGCCAAGGAAGUUUUGAAAACGCUUCGAGAGUCCUUGAAGGAGGAUCCACAAGAUAUGUCUAAAUUCAGACGAACUGCAGAUGCUGCAAAAGAAUCUAUUCGAGAUUACUUAAGUAACUGGAGAGGGCAGCAAGCUGUAGCCAAAGAGGAAUCUUAUAUGAAGCUGGAGGAAGUAUUUAGAUCGCUUGCUCGCUUUUAUUCAAAGGCAGGUCCAUCAGCUUCACUCAGUGGUGAAGUCAAGUCUGAGAUCUUGCACGAUUUAGAUAUUGUUGAAGAAUACUUGUAGCUGGACAAACUUUGCCUGUGUAGUUUGAAUCCCUGUUCUUUGUGUAUAGUACAUUCUUACUGAAAGAGCUGUAACCGUUUUCUGCUACCUUUUGACAUAUUUCUUGUCGUCCAACCAGACUCACAACUGGUAUGAUUUAUAUAUUAAGGUGGAUUCCGGCAUA
Chenopodium quinoa (quinoa) is the source of this 965-nucleotide messenger RNA. RefSeq names its product photosystem II D1 precursor processing protein PSB27-H2, chloroplastic-like. Gene Ontology annotation, biological process: photosystem II assembly; photosystem II repair. The transcript is spliced from 4 exons. The record is from RefSeq and is a predicted model, not a curated record. NCBI's taxonomy places the organism in Eukaryota, Viridiplantae, Streptophyta, Magnoliopsida, Caryophyllales, Amaranthaceae. The coding region runs from base 152 to 802 and encodes 216 amino acids. Gene Ontology annotation, cellular component: chloroplast thylakoid lumen; photosystem II.